Effrenium voratum is the source of this 960-nucleotide messenger RNA. The record is from the annotation of a GenBank genome assembly. NCBI's taxonomy places the organism in Eukaryota, Dinophyceae, Suessiales, Symbiodiniaceae.
AUGGCUUCUCGCAUGUUGCCAAUGGUUCAACUCUACACCUUUUUGGUGAGAACCCUGGCUGAUGGCGACAUCUUGGUGACCACUAGUAGCAGCGACGGCUCGUAUGUGAUCGAAACCAUUUGUACACAAUGCAGCUGUCCUACUGCAACAAAUCCUGGCUGGAGAGGCCAUCAAUCUUUGGAAAGCUGCGCUCAAACUUGCGCACAAGAAGGAUCCUGGAUCAAGCACGCCAGUGGCCUAAAAUCCAAUGGCAGCCCAGGUGAUAACAACUGUGGCUGUUGCAGCAGCUUGGAGACCAUUGAUCAACCCGCUGACUAUGGGAUAAAUGUGUACCAGGUCAGCGAUGCGACAGUGACCACCAGCCAUGCUCAGUCCCCAAGCUCCUAUGUGACCCAGGUGGUUUGCACACAAUGCAGCUGUCUCACUGCAUCGACUCCUGGCUGGAGAGGCCACCAAUCUCUAGAAAGCUGCGCUCAAACUUGCGCGCGAGAGGGAUCCUGGUUCAAGCACGCCAGUGGCGUAAAAUUAGACGGCAGUCAAGGCGAUAACAACUGCAACUGUUGCGACACCGUUGAAGUUAUUUUCGGCGACGGUUGGGGGGUAAAUGUCUACGAGUUCAGAGAUGUAGAUGCGGACUACUACUUCCGGGUUUUAUGCGGGCCGAACUGCUCCUGUACUGAGUCAACAAAGGCCCGGACGGCAUCAAGAACUUUCGGUGACUGCGCUGCCUUUUGUGCUGCUGAGCAGUUUCCCCGCUUUCAAUAUGAUGACACUGUCAACGAAGGCACCUGUUCUUGCUGCAUCUCACAAGGUGACGAGAGAUCUGGUGGUGGUAGCGUUUAUGCCUUUGACAGCUCCCGUGUCACUGACAGCUCUCGUGUCACUGAAGCAGGAGCUGCCCAUCGAUCCGCGGCCAUCAUGGUCGUGCCUGCUUUUCUUCGCGUUUCAGCACUGUGGUGA